Molecule: messenger RNA, 733 nt
Organism: Guillardia theta CCMP2712
Lineage: Eukaryota; Cryptophyceae; Pyrenomonadales; Geminigeraceae
Exons: 9
Coding region: 18-635 (205 amino acids)
Source: RefSeq, a predicted model, not a curated record
CGGAUGUUCCGACGGGGAUGGAGGGCGAGGACAAGGGGGCGAUCAGAGUCAUGGACGACCUGGCGGAGCUGCUGGAUAGGGUGACGUCUGACGCCGAGGUGGUGCAGCAGCCGGCGGUGGAGGAGAAGGGGAGGGAGAGGUGGUUUCCGCUCGGGAGGGAUGCUCUAGUGAGCUCGACCCCUCAAACUUUGGCGCGUGCGCACGAAUUAGAAUCAGACACGUACCGAGGGUUUCCUGACAAAGUCGAAGGAGACUCGGAAGAGGAUGCAAUACAUGGGCAGGAUGUGUACGUGCGGACAGAGAGCGCGGACCUGUCUUCCUCCGAUCUUGUGAGCGUUCCGCAUGACGAUGACUCUGGAGAUAAUUUGUUUCACGAUGAUCUCGUGGCUCAGUCCACAGAGCAAGCUGCGCCUAGGGAGCACAGGCUGCACACGGACUACGACAUUCAGGGACUCUUCUCUGACGUCAAGAUCCCCUCGGAGGAUUACUUGUCUAAUCUCGGAGAGGACGGGCAGCCAUACGGGAUAAGAGAUCGAGCGCUGACCUUGAGAGACAUCCAAGCAGAGCGGGUAGCGAACUCUUUCUACCGUGUAGAUCCAGACAAGUCCUUAGACGACUACGUGCCAGAACAUUAACAUGUCAGUAUGGUGAUCAGCAUCGGCUGCCAUGGCCCCUCUUGUUUCAUUUAUUCUUUCGCCCUUGUUAUUCUUUCCGCACUAAAAUCCCUUCAAUC